Molecule: messenger RNA, 1668 nt
Organism: Microsporum canis CBS 113480
Lineage: Eukaryota; Fungi; Ascomycota; Eurotiomycetes; Onygenales; Arthrodermataceae
Exons: 1
Coding region: 1-1668 (555 amino acids)
Biological process (GO): autophagosome assembly; piecemeal microautophagy of the nucleus; autophagy of peroxisome
Cellular component (GO): phagophore assembly site; Atg1/ULK1 kinase complex
Molecular function (GO): protein kinase activator activity; molecular adaptor activity
Source: RefSeq, a predicted model, not a curated record
AUGAUGUCCUCCGCGGCGAGCUCUGCCUCCGUGCAGAGCGAGAGGUCAGAAGAGAUGGAGACGAGCCUGUCGCAUGCCCAGCCAGAUCUGGAUACCUUGGUGUCGCACCUUGCAGCCGCCAAGCGGUCCCUCUCCUCCAUCCACCAUGUCUGGAGGGCCAACGAGAUCGUCACCACCGCCCGCACCGCGCUGGAGGAGAGCGUCGUCGUCGCGGCCCGGACCAGUUUCCUUCGUCGAGGCCUGGAUGAGCAGAUCCGCCUCCUCUUCAAGGUAAGGACCGAAGUGGAAGACGUAGCCCACCGUGGCCGGGCCGAGUUCGCUGCCGCCAUCAAGGAGCUGGAUGCCGUCGACGGCCGGCUGCAGCAGACCCUCGACAGCUUGCGGGAGACCACCCUGGAGCCGGCGUUUCGUCCCGAGCAGGAGGAGGCGUCCAAGACGCUACAUGACUUUAUCGAUGAGCAUGCCGUGGAUGACAUUCAGUCGCUGCUCAAGGACGCCAUCGAUAACGUCACCGCGGCCCAGUCAGAGCUCGACGUGUCCAAUCGAGCAUUCGAUAACGAUCUUCAGUCCAUACAACUGGCUUUGGACAAGUACAGGCUGUCCGUCAAACGAGGCUCCGUCUCCUCCCUGAGCCUGUCUGCUUCUUCGUCUGCCUCCCGGGUCAAGAUGCCGUCCCCGGCAGUGAUACCGGAGUUUCUUCACUCCCUCGAGCUGAACGCGCAGGAGAUGGCUGACCUGCUGGAGUCACUGGUCCGCCACUUCGAUCUAUGCGUCACCGCAGUCAAGCACACAGAAGGAGGCGGGGUUGUCGCACGCAACAUCACAGGCGACCUCCCCACCGACGUUGGUGUGGGGAUCCGGGCCGGCGGAAACCCACCCGGCGGCGAUAACGACGAUGCCAACACUCCAAAUCCGCAGCUUGAGCCUCUUACCGACUCAGAUUACCGCGAUAUGGUCAACGUAAUCGCCAAGGACGCAGCAGAGGCGGAGGAUGUCGUGCUCGAAAUCCAGGAUCGCAUCGCCGAGAUGGAAUCAACCUUAGACAGAGUCCUGGAACAGCGUGAUUCACUAAUCGCAGCCUCCGUGUCCACCACCGCCGUGUUUCGCCGGCUGGCGGAGUUUGAGUCAACCCGCUUGCCAGAGUAUGUCGCGCAGUCUCACAGUUUUGAGCAAACAUGGAAAACAGAACAUGAACGCAUGGAGUCAGGCAUGGCUGACCUGAACGACCUGCGUGGCUUGUACAUGGGCUUCCUAGACGCAUACGACGGUCUCAUUCUCGAAGUUGCACGGCGGAUGAGCGCGAAAAAGGCUGCUGAAGAUAUCCUCAAGGAUGCCCGCGCGAGGCUGGAUGCCCUGUAUGAAGAAGACGCGCAGGCACGAGAGGCCUUCAGGAUCGAUCAGGGCGACUAUCUCCCUUCAGAUAUCUGGCCGGGCCUGAGCGUUGGGCCGAGCAGAGUGGUGUUUCAGAGGAUACGUGCAGAGGACGCCGCCCAAGUCGACGACGCUACGGAGCUCGACCAUGCUGACCCAGAAGACGGCGGCCAGGCUCCGGCCAAGGAGAGCAGACAAGAAGAUCAUUUCGGCGAGAGCAUCCCUAAUCUACCCAAGCACGUCAUUGAGCAGGCAUUCGCACGCCUCAACUCCAGAGGGGCAAACCUCCCUUCAUAA